Triticum aestivum (bread wheat) is the source of this 3472-nucleotide messenger RNA. Its product is annotated as wall-associated receptor kinase 3. The coding region runs from base 62 to 3250 and encodes 1062 amino acids. Gene Ontology annotation, biological process: protein phosphorylation; cell surface receptor signaling pathway. NCBI's taxonomy places the organism in Eukaryota, Viridiplantae, Streptophyta, Magnoliopsida, Poales, Poaceae. Gene Ontology annotation, cellular component: plasma membrane. The transcript has 5 exons. Gene Ontology annotation, molecular function: ATP binding; calcium ion binding; polysaccharide binding. The record is from RefSeq and is a predicted model, not a curated record.
GUGUGCAGGUCUGCAAAAGCCGUCUACACCACUCAAACAGACGCUAGCUGGCUUUCAACCGAUGGCACACCACACGACAUUCAUAUUCUCGGCGGCAGCGGCGCUGCUCCUGAUCCUGCCGCCGCUGUCUGCCGGAGCAGCAGCUGCACCGGCGCCGGUGAUAGGGAUGCCGGGCUGCGAGACCAGGUGCGGAGACAUGAUCGUGCCGUAUCCGUUCGGCAUGGGCUCGUCUUACUGCUACCUGCCGGGCUUCAACCUCACUUGCGACUGGUUAAGUGACCCACCGCGGCUCCUCCUCGGCGACGGCACGCUCCAGGUCGCCGAAGACAUCGGUUACCCGAGCGAUGCCACGCUAGCCGUCGUCUACGCCGGCAACAUCCAGACCGACGGCAACGGACAUGGCAGGCUCGGCGGUGGCCUCGGCGAUGGUGGGCCCUACGCUCUGCCGCCGGCCGGGAACCAGCUCGUCCUCGUGGGCUGCAACGUGCGGGCCACGUUGAGGAGCGGCAAUCUUACCCUGAGCAGCUGCUCCUCCUUCUGCCACGACGGGCGCACGUCCUACAUGAAGUCUGGUAAGAGCAGCCUGCUCUGCUCCGGCAUGGGCUGCUGCCAGGCGCCCAUCGUCGUCAACCGCGAGGUGGGCGCCGGAGGAAAGCUCGUCCCCAUCACGUCCUACGACGUGGAGCUCGAGUCCUUUGGGCGGAACCGCAGCGACGGCCGGCGGUGGCCAGCACGCGUCUUCGUCGCCAAGAAAGGCUGGUUCACGACAUGGAGCGCCUCUAAACAACUGUCGUCGGACCUGCGAGCCGCCGUGGACAUGGAAGUUCCCUUUUGGCUCAACUGGGAGGUCGUCGAUGGCGACGCGACGGGCGACACGGAUCAGCUGCAGAGGUCGAAGGAGUGUCCUAGAGACGCGGCAGGCGGAAUCUGCAAGAGCAACCACACGCGCUGCACUAGAGGUGACAGAGGCGGCUACUUGUGCUUCUGCAAGCAAGGUUACCAGGGCAAUGCCUACAUCACCAACGGAUGCCAAGACAUCGACGAGUGCAAGCAUGCAGAAUUCCAAAUCAAUAGGUGCUAUGGUCAAUGUACCAACACGGAUGGUGCAUUUCAGUGUCGGUGUCCACAAGGAACCCAUGGUGACCCCUACAUGCCCGGUGGUUGCUUUAGUCUCCUCACAGAUAGCUGUAGCAGGUUAUGUGGCAACGUGAGUGUGCCAUACCCAUUCGGCAUUGGCUCGCACAAGUGCUAUCUGCCAGGGUUCAACCUCACCUGUGACACAAGCUACAACGCCGCACGGCUGAUGCUCGGCACUCUUCAAGUUGUUGACAUCUCCCUCCACAACAGUACCGUGCGAGUCAUCAACAACAACCGAGUGCAUGGCAUCUAUGGUGGGGUAGCCAGUGUUAAUGUUAUCGAUUUUGGGAUUAGCCAUGCAGACAGUGUGCCCUACUCGUUAUCAACUCGCAAUGAGCUUAUCGUCAUUGGUUGCGGGGUGCAGGCAGGGUUGUCCAGUGCUGGCAAUAACCGGGCCAUCCUUAGUAGUUGCUCCUCCUUCUGCUCCUCAAACAAGAGUAGAGCCUAUGAUGCAAGGUCAUCUCCCAAUAUCGAUGACAACGGUGAGUACUGCUACGGCAAUGGAUGCUGCCAGGCCCGGAUCACCAUGUCUAGGGACGGCAUGCCUAGUGAAUUCUGGAUUGAUUGGAUGGACUCCAAUAGUGUAUGGGAUGAGGCAUUGCCACAUUCAUACGCACUCAUUGCAGAGGGAGGGUGGUUCAACAAGCAUUGGGUAUACUCCCAGCUGUCACGGUCACUGUCAACAAAAUAUCUCGCUCCUAGGUUGGAGGUUCAAAUUGUUCUAGACUGGGAAAUAUUGCAGUUGCAACCUAUUAACUCACAUGCGCCACCCAAUGUGAGUUGGCAUCACCAGUAUGCCAUGUGUCCCGGCAUCUGUAGGAGCAAGAAUAGCCUAUGCAAACCAAGGAUCAGAGGUUAUUCAUGCCAUUGUAGUGACGGUUACGACGGCAACCCUUACACCGUGGAUGGAUGCAAAGGCAGCCGCCGCAAACAGUUUAAAGGUACGAGCGCCGUUGUAGGAGCUGUUGUUGCUGCAGCUGGAGUCGUACUUCUGUUUUUGCUUGGGUUGUUGAUUAUGAAGAAACUAAAAUACGAGAGGGCUAAAAUGUUAAAGCGCAAGUUCUUCCAACAAAAUCACGGACAAUUAUUGCAACAGUUUGUAUCCCAAAGUGCUGGUAUUGCAGAAAGGAUGAUCAUGACCUUGGAAGAGCUAGAGAAGGCAACACAUUGUUUUGAUAAUGAUCUCAUCGUUGGAGGUGGGGGACAUGGUAUUGUUUACAAAGGGAUUUUAUCGAACCAACAUAUUGUAGCCAUCAAGAAACCCAAAAACGUGGUGCGGAUGGAGAUCAAUGAGUUUAUCAAUGAGGUAGCUAUCCUAUCACAAAUCAACCAUAGAAAUGUUGUUAAACUAUAUGGUUGUUGCCUUGAAACUGAAGUCCCAAUGUUAGUCUAUGAGUUCAUAUCUAAUGGAACCCUUUACGAGCAUCUUCAUGUAGAAGGACCAAAAUCAUUGUCUUGGGAGAACAGGUUGCGGAUAGCCAUUGAGGCAGCAAAAUCCCUAGCAUAUCUUCACUCGGCUGCUUCAACCCCUAUAAUCCAUAGGGAUGUCAAGAGUGCUAACAUAUUGUUGGAUGAUACUCUGACGGCAAAGGUAGCAGAUUUUGGAGCUUCAAAGUGCAUUCCGAUGGAUAUAUCUGGGGUUACCACAAGGGCGCAAGGUACGAGAGGAUAUUGGGAUCCUAUGUACUUUUACACAGGCCGAUUAACUGAGAAAAGUGAUGUUUACAGCUUUGGAGUCGUCCUUGUGGAACUGCUAACCAGGAAGAAACCAUUUUCAUAUUUGUCCUCAAAUGACGAGAGCCUGGUUGCACAUUUUGUUACCUUGUUUGAAGGAGCGGCACUAUUCCAGAUCUUAGAUCCGCAAGUUAUGGAGGAAGGUGGCAAAGAGGUCGAAAAAGUUGCUAGUAUCGCGGUUGCAUGUGUAAAGUUAACUAGAGAGGAUCGUCCGACUAUGAGGCAAGUGGAGUUAACACUAGAAGGCACACGUGUGUCUAGGGAGGACACUUCAGAUAAUGCAUCUCCAUCCACAAAAGUUGAAAGCAACACUGGGGGAUCGACCAGACGACACAGCAUGGAACUUGAGUUCAGAUUAUCUGCAGAGCACCCUCGAUAGUUUUGCAUACUUGAAGAUGAGUGAUUUCAUUGCAUUUAGGUGACUUCGCCAAGAUUUGCUCCGGUGACAGAUUUAGUUUGUUGUUAUUUAACAUAGUUAGUGCAAACUAGCUCUUAUUCUGAAACACCCACUGCAGAAGAAAUAAAGAAAAAAAAUAUGUAGCCCUCACUUCUUCUCAUUCGCUUCAAUGUUUGUUUAUACCAUGUUUUGUCCUGGAAAAUA